AUGGUUGAUGACGAUUUUGCCCUCGACUGGCAUGUUUCGAAGUCGCGGGACGAGAACAAGGCCCUGAUGGUGACGCCGAGCCAUGAAAAUGUGCUGACGCAGGCUUCCCACUGUCGACUUGGCGAAUAUGUGGAAAUUUACUGUCGCCUGAAAUCUGGCAUAAGGAAAAACUGGCGGCCAGGGCAUCUGAUUCAGCCGCCACCUGGCAAAAUGGAAUAA
Molecule: messenger RNA, 219 nt
Organism: Protopolystoma xenopodis
Lineage: Eukaryota; Metazoa; Platyhelminthes; Monogenea; Polystomatidea; Polystomatidae
Source: the annotation of a GenBank genome assembly